AUGGCUGAGGCUCUCGGCGUCAUAUCAUUUGGAAUCGGCAUAUGUCAAGGGGUUUUGACAUAUUACGAUGCCUUUAGAGAUUCUGAACAAGACAUUGGCCAGAUGUGUGCUUCCAUGGAGAAUGUGGCCAAGACGCUUCUGGCAAUCGAUUUGACUCUUCGUCACGGUAAUUUUGACCAGAACAUCAUCGCCGCGGUUGAGAGUAGUAUCAACCUCUGCACGCAAGGAUUGCAGACUUUGGAAAAGAAGCUUGUCAAGAUUCGCUCAACACAGACGGAUGGCACACUGAGGACUCGACUGGAAAAUACGAAGCGGAAGCUACUUUAUCCAUUCAAAGAAAGCACUCUUGCCAAGUUGAGAGAGAUUUGCCACGAUCUUAAAAGCAACCUUGGCUUAGCUAUUGAUGCCCUAAACGUUCAUGCGGCUUUUAUAACCCAGCAGCGUCUCGAUCUCAUCUCUCAUCUUACUUCUCGUGUAUCGAAAACAGUCGGGAGCAUAGCUACUGAUAUCGCGAGUGUCACUACGGAUAUUCGAUCAAUUCGAUUGGAGAAAGAAGGUAUCGUGAGAAAUACACUGUUACUUCGCAAGGCCAGAGCUGAGAACCCCCAGAGCCUCUCAACCAAGGUUCGCCAAGACAAUGGCGCUCAGCAACUGCUGCAACACGAACAAUUCAAGUCAUGGAUGACUUCGACUGGCACUACCCUAUGGUGCACUGGUUUGCCUGGUAUCGGAAAGACGAUAAAUGUGUCUUAUAUAAUCGAAGCAUUGCGGAAACUGAGUCAUGGGAGCGACCUUGGGAUUGCUUACGUCUACUUCAGCUACAAAGACAUUGAGACACAGACCCCGGUUAACGUGAUGGCCAGCAUUCUUCAGCAGCUUAUUUCCGACAAACAAAGCUUUCUUUCAGAUCUGAAAAGUUUAUAUGCUCAACACAUCAAAGAAAACACGCGGCCAUCCGUUCCCGACAUAGUCUCGCUUCUUCAAGAUGUUGUUCUUAGCUAUUCCAAAGUUUUCAUCAUCAUUGACGCACUAGAUGAAUGUACUGACGCUGAUGACGUUCGAUUUAUACUUUUGACAGAGUUGAAGAAAUUACAGCAUCGGAUGUGUUUGCUUGUAAUGUCUAGACCGAUUCCUGAUCUAGAAGAGCCCUUGGAGGGCGCUACUCGCGUCAAUGUGGAAGCCAGCCUCAUCGACAUCAAGAACUAUCUUCUGCAGCGUCUUGAAAGUACGCGAAGUAUGCAGAAACAUCUUGCAGAGGAACCAAGUCUACGAGAUAAGAUAGUAUCGGUUAUCGUCCAGAAAAUUAAGGGCAUGUUUCUCAUGGCUCGACUAUACUUGGACACGCUGGUAAAGAAAACGACUCGUCGAAAAAUAAAGACUGCCUUGGAAACGCUGCCUGAAGGUCUCGACUCUAUAUACGAAGAGCUGAUGAAUCGGGUCAAAUUGCAAAACCCACAUGACCACGCAGAGCUGGCAAUGAGAGUGAUUGGCUGGAUAUUUUAUACCUCUAGGCCUCUUACUGUUAUUGAGAUGCAAAACGCUCUGGCGGUCGAACCCGGAGACACUUGCUUGGAUGAUGAUGGUAUCCCGAACCGUGAUUUACUCGUGUCGGAAUACUUCCAACGCAGCGGUCAACGCCUUUUAGACCAUGCAAAUAGGGAUAUUGCCGCUACUUGUCUGACGUAUCUACAUUUCGACAGCUUCAGUUGCGACGCCACAAAUGUGACGAGCCAUGAUGCGUUUCUAACGCUGUUGCAAAACAACCCGCUUCUCGGCUACGCAGCGCAACACUGGGGAAACCAUCUGAGGCAAGUUAGCGAUAGAGAGAUCAACGAGCAGGCAAUUGGAUUACUGAACGAUAUAAACAAAGUGCGUCUUAUCGCUUGGUUGAAGGAAUAUGCAGAUAACCUCGUCAAAGGAACCUAUUUUAGGCCACGGACACAAGUAUCCGGCUUAACACUAGCUUCUUCUUUUGGUCUCACGGUUGUGGCAUCUAAUUUGAUCAGUUCAGGCUCGUCUCUGCACGAAAGAGACUCAAACGGGCAAACUGCUCUGCAUCACGCCGUUGAAAAUGGGCAUACAGAUACGGCGGCAUUGCUGUUAGACAUGGGUGCUGAGAUCAAUUCGAGAGAUCUCGACGGCUCAUCGCCUCUCCAUCAGGCAUCCACCAACGCUGACGGAGAAACUGCCAAGUUGCUCAUACUGAAAGGCGCCGAUGUUAAUGCGGUUGAUGGGUAUAAUGCAACGCCCCUAUACCGCGCCGCAGAGGUGGGGGACGAAGUAGUCACCCGGCUUCUUCUCGGUGCAAAUGCCGACCUACUUGUCAAGAACAGCUAUCUCCAAACGGCUUUACACAGAGCAGCUGAUAGAGGGCAUCUUGCUGUAGUGGAUUUGCUCCUUAAGCAUGGCGCAGAUGUCAAAGCGAAAGAUCACUACGGAUACACGCCAUUAUAUCGGGCUGCCGACCAAGGACAUGAAGACGUGGAAAGACUAUUGCGAGCUUUUACGCGACGAGGUUAA
This is a messenger RNA of Trichoderma atroviride IMI 206040, 2520 nucleotides long. NCBI's taxonomy places the organism in Eukaryota, Fungi, Ascomycota, Sordariomycetes, Hypocreales, Hypocreaceae. The record is from RefSeq and is a predicted model, not a curated record.